This is a messenger RNA of Linum trigynum, 1674 nucleotides long. Lineage: Eukaryota; Viridiplantae; Streptophyta; Magnoliopsida; Malpighiales; Linaceae. The record is from the annotation of a GenBank genome assembly.
AUGAAGAAACAGAGGAUACUUGGUGGAAACAGAGCUGUGCUUCCUGUGUUUGCCAUGGAAGGGCUGGACAGCAUGGCCUUCGUGGCGAACGCGCUCAGCCUGUUCACCUACUUCUACAGCAUCAUGAACUUCGGGCUCACCAAAUCGGCCAACACUCUGACCAACUUCAUGGGCACCUCCUUCUUGCUCGCUCUCGUCGGAGGCUUCCUCGCCGACACCUACCUGUCCAAGUUCAUGGCUUGCACGCUCUUUGCCAGCUUUGAACUCUUGGGGUAUGCUCUGUUGACAAUGCAAGCACAUUUCGACCAACUCCGGCCCGCGCCCUGCAACGGCGGCCAGGUGACCGACCCGACCCGGUGCGAGUCCGCCACGAGCGGGCAGUCCGCCGUGCUCUACGUCGGUCUCUACCUCAUCGCAUUGGGUGCCGGCGGAGUGAGGGCGGCGCUGCCGGCGUUGGGAGCCGACCAAUUCGACCCCAAGGACCCUGAAGAGGCUCCUAAGCUAUCCAACUUCUUCAACUGGUUCUUUUUCAGCCUGACAACCGGAGCCAUUGUUGGAGUGACGUUGAUCGUGUGGGUCGGAGAGAACAAAGGUUGGGAUUUGGCGUUUGGGAUCUCUGCUCUGGCCGUCUUGCUCGCCGUCUCUGUACUCGUAUUGGGAAAGCGUUUCUAUCGCAUCACUGCCCCUGCUGGAAGCCCUUUUGUCAGGAUCGCCCAGGUGCUUGUAGCUGCAAUGAGAAACAGGCACCAAGAAAUACCAAAGCCAGAAGACGAACUAUACGAGAAGGAAGGGAUCAACGGCGAAAUCCUAAGAAGGACGAACCAGUUCAGGUUUCUGGACAAGGCAGCAAUUGUCUGCUGCACCAACAAGGAACAAGCAUGCCCUUUACCAGAUCCAUGGAGACUCUGCACGACGACACAAGUCGAAGAAACCAAGAUCCUGAUCCGAAUGCUUCCCAUCAUCCUCAGCACAAUCUUCUUGAACACCUGCUUAGCCCAACUCCAGACAUUCACAACUCAACAGGGCAACACCAUGGACCGAGAACUCGGAGAGUUCAAAGUCCCGGCCUCAUCCGUCCCAGUACUCCCACUCCUCUUCAUCUUCUUGAUGAUCCCUCUCUACGAUCGGGUUUUCGUCCCCUUCGCCCGUGGCAUCACAGGGGUCCCCAGCGGGGUCCGCCACCUCCAGCGCAUUGGGGCAGGGCUCGUGCUCUCGGCCGCGUCCAUGGCAGUGGCUGCGGUGGUGGAAACCAGGAGGAGGAAUUUAGCUAUCGAGAACGACAUGGUCGACUCGCUGCUGCCACUGCCGUACAGCGUCUUCUGGCUGGGGUUUCAGUACUGCAUUUUUGGGGCAGCGGAGUUUCUGACGGCUGUUGGAUUGAUGGAGUUCUUCUACUCGGAGAGCUCGGCUGGAAUGAAGGCCCUGGCAACGGGGAUCUCGAUGUGCUCGAGCUCGUUCGGAUAUUUCUUGAGCUCGGUGGUGGUGGCUGUUGUGAACAGGCUUAGUGGUGGGUGGUUGGAGAGUAAUAACUUGAACAGGGUGAAGCUGCACUACUUUUACUGGCUGUUGGCCGGAUUGAGUGUUGUCAAUUUGGCGGUUUAUUUGGUGUGUGCUUCAUGGUAUAAGUAUAAGGAGGUUGAGGACCAGGAAGAGGUGGAAAUGAUGGUUGCUUGA